Plectropomus leopardus (leopard coralgrouper) is the source of this 3584-nucleotide messenger RNA. RefSeq names its product SH3-domain binding protein 1 (gene sh3bp1). The record is from RefSeq and is a predicted model, not a curated record. Gene Ontology annotation, molecular function: protein binding; GTPase activator activity. Gene Ontology annotation, biological process: regulation of Rac protein signal transduction; signal transduction; positive regulation of GTPase activity. Gene Ontology annotation, cellular component: cytosol; intracellular anatomical structure; cytoplasm. NCBI's taxonomy places the organism in Eukaryota, Metazoa, Chordata, Actinopteri, Perciformes, Serranidae.
UUCGAUGUGACUUCAGAGCACACCCCUGAACCAAGAACGAAAACUGACGGCCACACGCCAAGAAAACCAAAAAACAACCACCACAGAAGCAGAGGCAACCAGCAUGCACCUCGUCUCCCCGAUGAAGUGACACAGCUGGACGUCUUCGGAGCAGGAUAUCUGGUGGUGCUGAGCAGGACUGAGGAGGUCUGAAUCCACUGCCAGCAUGCUCCGGCAGUCUCUGAGCAUCCUGAAGCAGCUGGGCUCUGCAGGACGGUCACAAGAUGCCACUGAACUUCUACACGAGGACCUGGUUAUGGUGGAGCAGCGGGUGGAACCGGCCAAGAAGGCGGCUCAGGUCCUCCACAAGAAGCUGCUGGGCUGCAUGCAGAGUCAGACGGGGCUGGAGGCUGAGAAAAGAAUGAAAAAGCUCCCCCUGAUGCUGCUGUCCGUCAGCAUGGCAGAGAGCCUCAAAGACUUCGAUGCCGAGUCCUCGAUCAGGAGGGUGUUGGAGAUGUGUUGUUUCAUGGAGAAGAUGCUGGCCAGCAUGUUGGCAGACUUUGAGAUGAAAGUGGAGAAGGAAGUUCUAGAGCCGCUCAACAAGCUCAGCGAGGAUGAUUUACCAGAAAUUCUUAAGAACAAGAAGCAGUUUGCAAAGCUCACUACCGACUGGAACAACGCAAAAACCAGGAGCCAAGCCAGCACUGGUCCCCAGGCAAAGCAGGACGGGCUCAGGGAGGAAGUGGAAGAAGCUUGGAGGAAGCUGGAGAACAUCAAGGACCAGUACUCUGCAGAUCUGUACCACUUUGCCACUAAAGAAGACGACUAUGCUAACUACUUCAUCCGUCUUCUGGAGCUGCAGGCGGAAUAUCACAAACAUUCGCAUGAGUUCCUGGACAAAAACAUCAGCGAGCUCAAAGAGAAUCACAGUCAGAAAGGUCCACCGAUGAGCGUCUCCAGUCAGAAGGUUUACGGGGAGCCUCUGCUCGAUCACCUGUCUCAAAGCAACAGAGAAAUCGCUGCACCCAUCCAGGAGUGUAUUCACAUGCUGCUGAGAACGGGCAUGACUGAGGAGGGUCUGUUUCGUCUGGCGGCGGCAGCCUCGGUGGUGAAGAGGUUGAAGACUUGUUUGGACCAAGAGGCGGUGGACCACAGCGAGUUCAGCAUGGACCCUCACGCUGUGGCCGGAGCUCUGAAGUGUUACCUGCGAGAACUCCCCGAACCUCUGAUGACCUUUGACCUCUACAAUGACUGGUUUAAAGCAGCAGGGGAAAAAGACCUGCCAGAGAAGCUGGAGCAGUUGAAAGUGCUGCUAAAGAAAUUGCCGCCUGAAAACUACAACAACCUCAGAUACCUGAUCCAGUUCUUGUCUCUGCUGUCUGGGCAGCAGGCCCUAAACAAGAUGACACCCAGUAACAUCGCCAUCGUCCUGGGGCCCAACCUGCUCUGGCCGCGAGCUGAGGGAGAAGCAGCUCUGUUCGACAUGGCUGCAGCAUCUUCAGUCCAGGUGGUGACGGUCAUUGAGCCUCUUAUUCAGUACAGCUCCAGCCUCUUCCCCGAAGCUGUAUCCUUUGAGAUCCCAGAACUUCCUGAGGUGCCGGAUGUGUCCCCGCCUCUGAUCUCAGAGAAGGAGAAACUGAGCAGAACAGUCUCCUCCUCUUCGUCCACAGCCUCCUCCUGCUCCUCUUAUCACCUCGCGUUAUCAAAGACAAACAGCACAGCCUCUCAGGACAGCGGCAGCUUCUUCCUGGUGAAAUCUGGCUCUCUGAGUCGAACUGGCACCUCCACAUGGGGCGGCCCUGUCGCUGACGCAACGGCGCCGAGCCAUCAAACAUCCAGCAGCUCAUCCUCCCCUGAUCCCUGUCCCAAUGUGGCCUCUAAUGCUUCUGUCACCUCUGGCUCGACAGCACUUCCUAAAGGAACAGGAUCAAGUCAGAGCAGGAGUCCCACCCAGAAGCAGAGCUCAGAUCAGCUGGAGCCGAUUCUGGAGGCUCCUCCAGACUCGCCAAGAGCUUUCGUGAAGAUCACCUCACCAUAUAAACCAAAAAGAACUUUCAACACAACCAAAGGCAACCAAGCAAACGAGCAGGUGACAGUUCAGUUCUCUAAACCCAGAGCUCCAGCACCUCCCAAGCCCCAGGGCCCUCCGCCCCCCAUCACGGCCCCUGCUCCGACCCCAGCCCCGGCCCCGGCCCCAGCAGACACAAGGACCCAGCCGAAACCUGCACCCCGAGCUCUGCCAGCCAAUGUCAAAAAGCCUGCUCCGAAAAAGCCCGGACUCAGAGCCCCAAACUGCCCUCCACCGCUCCCUCCUCCGUCACAGGCAAAAGAGGUUCCUUCUAUAGCGCAGUGAGAGAUUGAUGUGUGUGCCAUUUAUUCAUGUCUUUAAAGCACACCUCUGAUCACACCUGACCACACCUUUCAGGAAAGCUGGUCAUGGUCAGGGGUGAAACAGGCUUCAAACUUUCAUCCAGAGGGGACAGCAAAAAAGUGCUUUUUGCCCUCAUGUAAAGACCUUUGCACACUGAGUCCAAUUGAUUUGUGUGUUUUUUGUCAUCCAGGAAAAAAAAAAGUACCACACGAAAAGCUUGCACACUGACGGUUUUUUGUUCUAUUUAAAAGUUUGCGGUACGAGACAAAAUGAAAAGAUAAAUUUGCUCCCUUGUUUCUCUCCACUGAAUUCUCUGACUGUCACAACACAAUUCUGGAAACUCAACUCAGCCGAAUUAGACUUUUCAUAGUUUGAAGCCUGAGGUUUUUGCUCACAGGGACUACUUUUACAUGCACUUACCUCAUUAGUUGAAACUUUCUCCACAUUUAGUAUCUGACAUUUUGCUAUAUCUGUGACAGAAAAUAUGGAAAAUAAUAAUAGGUUCCCUUUAAACAUACAAUACUUUUGACUGUCAGCCUGUGCUUUUCAGUAUCUUCUUUAAGGUGUUUCAGCUUAUUUUUUUAAGGUCAAUAACAGUUUCUGUAACCAGCUUCAUUUAUUUAUUCUUCAGUUAUUAGUGUCCUUUAUUUCCUAAAAUACAAAGUUAGUGUUGGAAAGCAAGUCUUUCUGGUCAAAAAUGACACAAUAAAUGAAUCCAGCCAUCCAAAACCAAUCCCCACUUGCUAUUUGUGCUGUUUUAAGGGUGUAUGUUUUCAUAAAUAUACAAAGUAAAAAUAUUCACUAGAAUAAUGGAAACAUGUAAAUAACCUUUUUACAACCACCUUUCUGACCUAUGUUUUAGUAUUCCUUUAGAUCAACCUUAGAAAUGAAACCUGUAAAAAAAAUGUUAAUAAAUGCAUAUUCAACCUAAUUAGAAACAUCUUUAUUGUCAAUUUAUAUCAUCAUAUAUCAUUGGUAUUGACUGCAGCAUGUGGAUGUGAGUUGCAUGAUGUGCUGCAGGUGCUCAUACUGUAAGUACAUAUUUAUAGGAGGUCAGUUAAUAUCUUUGUUGUAUAAAAGAACACAUAAAUGACAAUUCUUUAAUAAAAACGAUACAGGAGUCGGACUUCAUCAGAAAAGGUGCACUGAGUCUCGUUAUAAAAGGUCUGCAGCAUAAAAUGAGCAGUUAUAUGGUUCAGCUUUAGUUGCAAAUACCAGAAUGACUUGAUUUAUU